Molecule: messenger RNA, 2407 nt
Organism: Neocloeon triangulifer
Lineage: Eukaryota; Metazoa; Arthropoda; Insecta; Ephemeroptera; Baetidae
Product: ras GTPase-activating protein-binding protein 2-like
Exons: 6
Coding region: 235-1767 (510 amino acids)
Cellular component (GO): cytosol; ribonucleoprotein complex
Molecular function (GO): mRNA binding
Source: RefSeq, a predicted model, not a curated record
CAGGCUCGAUCGAACCUUCUCUUCUCGUGUCGCAAACACUUGAAUACAUUUUACUUUAUUCCAAUCGAUUCACUCGUCGCCACUCACUUUCAAGCGCAUCUUUCGUCUGGAGUGGACGUGAAAUCGAAAUUUCUUCUCUUACCGAGUGUCGAUUUCGCGCCUCAACUUGUCCCUUCCGCAAAAAGGAGGCAAAUUUCGGGCGUGACCUUGGAAUCUGAACCAAAAUAUCAAGGAAUGGUCAUGGAAGAGACGCCAAGCCCUCAUGUCGUGGGCCGAGAGUUUGUACGACAGUACUACACCCUUCUUCACCAGGCUCCCAUGCACCUGCACCGCUUCUACAAUGAGCACUCGUCGUUUGUGCAUGGCGGUCUGGACAGCGGCAUCCAGGAGACAAAGCCGGUGAUAGGCCAGCGUCAGAUCCACCACUGCAUCCAGCAGCUGGACUUCCACGACUGUCAUGCCAAGAUACAGCAGGUCGACUCUCAGGCCACCCUUGGCAACGGCGUUGUCGUGCAGGUCACUGGCGAGUUGUCCAACAACGGUGGACCGAUGAGGCGCUUUACGCAGACCUUUGUGCUGGCGCAGCAGUCGCCCUUGAAGUACUACGUGCACAAUGACAUCUUCCGCUACCAGGAUGAGAUGGUCAAUGAUGAGGAGCCGGAGUACGGCCGUGCUGAACAUGAGGCUGACGAGUCCACCAAGGAGCAGAUCAUCAAUCAGGCUCCAAACAUCAUGAAUUACUACAAUGAAACCCAGCCUUCUGCCCCAGUGAUGCAGGCGCCCAUUGUGUAUCCAACUCAAGGCCCAGUUCCCAUAGUAGAGGCGGCUGUUCCUCAGCCAGGCAUAUCAGUGGCCCCAGUGAUGGUGCCCAUCACCAACUACCAGGCUGAGCCUUGCGAAAUGCCACCUGUCGUGCAGGCCCAGCCUCCGACCAUCACUCCAGUACCGGCCGUUGCGGAACCUGAAGAGGUCAGUGCUGAAGUGGAAGUCAUCGAGCCCAAAGUUGAGGAGCCCCUGCCUGCUCUGCAGCAAGAAGAGGUUGCCAUUGUCGAAGAAAACAAAGGCCCCAAGACCUUUGCCAGUGUUUUCAAGAGCAAGGGCCAAAGUGGACCACCACCUCAGGCUCGCACCAAGUCACCUGUCGUUCAGCCGGCUGAGCACCAGCAGACUCCAAAGCCAACAUCCCCACAGUCAGCCCAGGGUCAACAAGGAGGACUCCCUCCGCGCCAAGGCAUGAACAAACAAGGUCCUGGAAACAAACAUGGAGGCGGAAACCGAGGCGGUCCCAUGAGAGGCAAUGACGAGAAGCGUGAGAGUGUCGGUCGUGAUAGGGAGUACAGAGAGCAAGGCAUGGACGACAGACGUCGUUCCCUUGGCGGCACUGGCGGUGGCCCCAACAGGCACCCUGACAGCCACCAAGUGUUUGUUGGCAACAUCCCUGUUGAUGCCCACGAGGCGGACGUGAAGAAUGUCUUCUCCAAGUAUGGCACCGUGGUUGACCUUCGCAUCAUCAACUCUAAAAACGUCGCAGGCAAAGUCUUCCCCAAGUAUGGAUUUGUGAUCUUCAGUGACACCAACGCAGUUCAUAAUUGCCUCAGCUCGAAGCCUGUGUUGAUGCCCACUGAACCACCCCACAACCUCAACGUUGAAGAGAAACGCCCCCGUCUCUAUGGCGACCGAGGUCCUGGAGGCGAUCGUGGAGGCAUGGGUGGCGGAAACAGAGGUGGCCGAGGUCAGAGGCCCCCGUACGAGCGCGCUGAGCGGUAAAGAGUGAGAGUUAUGGCGAGGUAGAAGUUAACGCGAGCCAGCCAGUAGCUACUGGGUUAAAGAAUCAGCAGUUUGAACACUUAACCUGCAUACCCACGUUGCAAACUUUCCUAAAAGUGCCCUAAGUUAAACAAAAAUAAUGUUAAAAAGAGAGAAAGAGAGCUCGGCUGCCAAGUUGCGUAUUAAUUUAUUGAUGAAGAAAGAUUGAAAGAAAAAGGACUGCAGACGCACCAAAGGGCUGUAAUCGGCCUGCAUGGCUGCCUGAGAAGCUUGGUUGUGCGAUCAAUACGCGUAUUUUAUUUUGUGGCUUUGGAUUAUUCCUCGAAUUUCCCCCAAUAAUUCAAUAAUUAAUUAAUAACUAACGGAAAGUGAUUUUUCAUUACUUAAUUAAGAUGGUCAAAUGUGAUUUCAUUAAGGUGUCAUUUUUAAAAUAAAAAAUAAUGAAUAUAAAAUGCCGAUUGGUGCUUAAACCCGCCGCUUGCAGGAGAGGUACGGUCAGUGUGAUCAACGAUUUGUGAAUUAGUAGUGUACGAAUGCAAGGAAGCGCUUUGAUAUUCCUCAGCAAGUGGCGUGUCUUCUUGAGAGGAACAACUCCUGUCCAGUCGCCUAAUUUUUUCACGUACUUGUCGGAAUCAUCAUC